This is a messenger RNA of Pistacia vera, 3691 nucleotides long. Its product is annotated as nuclear export mediator factor NEMF. Lineage: Eukaryota; Viridiplantae; Streptophyta; Magnoliopsida; Sapindales; Anacardiaceae. The coding region runs from base 217 to 3636 and encodes 1139 amino acids. Gene Ontology annotation, molecular function: ribosomal large subunit binding; zinc ion binding; tRNA binding. Gene Ontology annotation, cellular component: RQC complex. The transcript has 14 exons. Gene Ontology annotation, biological process: ribosome-associated ubiquitin-dependent protein catabolic process; rescue of stalled cytosolic ribosome. The record is from RefSeq and is a predicted model, not a curated record.
GCCCACGCGUCCACCGAGUAUCGCUACCACAACAACGAGGAGAAGCAGGAGGCUCGGCUGAGCUCUUAUUUUCUUUGUUUCUGUGUUGCUCGAAGAAAACUCUUACAUAAUCAUAAAUCCUACGGAAAAUAGGAAAUUCUAGUAAAUAAAGGGUAGUAUCGCUCUGUUGUCGCUCUCAUCCUCAAUAAUUGAAUCAAGAAUCGAAACGAAAACGACAUGGUGAAGGUGCGUAUGAACACGGCCGAUGUGGCCGCUGAAGUCAAGUGUUUACGGAGGUUAAUCGGCAUGCGUUGCUCCAAUGUCUACGAUCUCUCUCCCAAGACUUAUGUGUUCAAGCUUAUGAAUAGUAGUGGAGUCACAGAGUCCGGAGAGAGCGAGAAGGUUCUACUGUUAGUGGAAAGCGGUGUUCGUUUACAUACUACUGCUUAUACAAGGGAUAAGAAAAAUACUCCGUCUGGUUUUACUUUAAAAUUGAGGAAGCAUAUACGUACCAGAAGGCUUGAGGAUGUGCGCCAACUUGGAUAUGAUAGGAUUAUUUUGUUUCAAUUCGGAUUGGGUGCAAAUGCGCAUUAUAUUAUACUGGAGCUGUAUGCCCAAGGAAAUAUCCUGCUCACGGAUUCUGAAUUUACUGUCUUGACUCUACUCCGGUCCCACAGGGAUGAUGACAAAGGAGUUGCUAUCAUGUCACGCCAUCGUUAUCCAACAGAGAUUUGUCGGGUUUUUGAACGAACUACAGUUUCAAAGUUGCAUGAGGCCCUUACAUCUUCUAAAGAUCCUGACAAUGAUGAACCUGAUAAUGUUAAUAAAGUUGGAAAUAAUGCAUCUGAUGCAUCAAAAGGAAAGCAGGGUGGCAACAAGGGUGGGAAGUCUUCUGAGCCUAGUAAAAAUACUAGUGGUAGUUCUUGUGUCAAACAAGCCACGUUGAAGACUGUUCUUGGGGAGGCAUUGGGUUAUGGACCAGCUCUCUCUGAGCAUAUCAUUUUAGAUGCUGGUUUGGUUCCAAAUACUAAAGUUUCUAAAGAUAAGAAGUUAGAUGAUGAUGCAAUUCAAGUUUUGUCCACAGCUGUUUCAAAGUUUGAGGACUGGCUACAGGAUGUCAUUUUGGGUGAUAAAGUUCCUGAAGGAUACAUUUUAAUGCAGAAGAAAAACUUGGGGAAGGACUGCCCUCCUUCUGAGUCUGGAAGUUCUAGCAAGAUCUAUGAUGAAUUCUGCCCCCUGUUGUUGAAUCAAUUCAAGUCAAGGGAGUUUGUGAAGUUUGAAACAUUUGAUGCGGCUUUGGAUGAGUUUUACAGCAAAAUCGAAAGUCAAAGGGUGGAACAACAGCUGAAGGCAAAAGAGGGUGCUGCCUUUCAGAAACUAAAUAAAAUCCGUGUGGACCAGGAAAAUCGUGCCCAGACACUGAAGAAAGAAGUUGACCGUAGUGUUAAAAUGGCGGAAUUGAUAGAGUACAACUUAGAAGAUGUUGAUGCUGCUAUAUCAGCUGUUCGUGUAGCUCUUGCAAAUCGCAUGAGUUGGGAGGAUCUUGCUCGUAUGGUGAAGGAAGAGAAGAAAUCUGGGAACCCUGUGGCUGGCCUAAUUGACAAGCUCCAUCUUGAAAGGAACUGCAUGACUUUGCUGUUGAGCAACAAUCUUGAUGAAAUGGAUGAUGAUGAAAAAACACUCCCUGUGGAAAAGGUUGAAGUUGAUUUGGCAUUUUCAGCGCAUGCAAAUGCUAGGCGGUGGUAUGAACUGAAGAAAAAACAGGAGAGCAAACAGGAAAAGACCAUUACAGCACAUGAAAAAGCUUUUAAAGCUGCUGAGAAGAAGACUCGUCUCCAGGUUCUGCAGGAAAAAACUGUUGCCACAAUUUCACAUAUGCGCAAGGUUCACUGGUUUGAGAAAUUUAAUUGGUUCAUCAGCAGUGAGAACUAUUUGGUUAUUAGUGGACGUGAUGCUCAGCAAAAUGAGAUGAUAGUCAAGCGUUAUAUGUCAAAAGGAGAUCUGUAUGUCCAUGCAGAUCUGCAUGGAGCUUCUAGUACUGUAAUCAAGAAUCACAGGCCUGAACAACCUGUACCUCCACUCACUUUAAACCAAGCUGGAUGCUUCACGGUUUGUCACAGCCAAGCAUGGGAUUCAAAGAUGGUCACUAGUGCCUGGUGGGUUUAUCCUCAUCAGGUUAGUAAAACUGCUCCUACGGGGGAAUAUCUUACAGUUGGAAGCUUCAUGAUUCGUGGGAAGAAGAACUUUCUUCCUCCACACCCUCUUAUUAUGGGCUUUGGAUUGCUCUUCCGCUUGGAGGAGAGUUCCUUAGGAUCACAUUUAAAUGAAAGGAGGGUUCGAGGAGAGGAGGAAGGGAUGGAUGAUGGUGAAGAAAGUGGACCUGUUAAUGAAAUUUCCGAGUCUGAAUCAGAGAAAGAUGCCAUGGAUGAAAAACUGGCUUUAGAAGGUGUAUUGGUGGCUGAUUCUGUUCAUAAUGGCUCAACUGAUUCAAAUGCAAGAGCUACUUCUUCUCAUGAAUCUCCUGUUGAAGACAAAUCAAUCGAAAAUGGUGUUGACGGUGAGGUAUCUGAUGUUGCUAGAACUGGUGUUUCUCCAGUUACUCCAGAACUUGAAGAUCUUAUUGAUAGAGCUCUUGGUCUUGGAUCUACUGCUGUAUCAAGUACAAAGUAUGGCCUUGAAACAACUCAUGUUGAUUUGGCUGGGGAAGAUAACCAUGAAGAGAAGAAAGCUACAGUUCGAGAUAAACCAUAUAUUUCAAAAGCUGAAAGAAGAAAGCUUAAGAAAGGUCAGGACAGUAUUGUUCCAGAUGCAAAGGUUGACCAGCAAAAGAAAAAAGGAAAAGGAAAUGAUGUUUCUGCUUCCCAGACUGAAGCAAGUGUUAAAAAUGAAAAGCCUGAUGGUGGAAAAAUCAGUCGUGGGCAGAAAGGUAAACUCAAGAAGAUGAAGGAGAAGUAUGCCGAUCAAGAUGAGGAAGAGAGGAAAAUUCGGAUGGCAUUACUAGCUUCUGCUGGUAAAGUUCAAAAAGAUGAUGGGGAGUCAGAAAAUGGAAAUGGAGAUGCAGCUAUCGACGAAGGGAAGAAACCUGCUGGCGGUUCUGAAGAUGCUCCAAAAAUAUGUUACAAAUGUAAAAAAGUUGGUCACUUGUCUCGGGAUUGUAAAGAACAUCCAGAUCAUGCCUCAAAUGGUCGGGCAAAUAGUGGAGUUGAACGUAAUUCCCAUGCAGGUAUGGAUGAUACCGCUGAGAUGGACAGAGUGGCGAUGGAGGAGGAUGAUAUUCAUGAGAUAGGUGAAGAAGAAAAAGGGAGAUUAAAUGACGUGGAUUACCUGACUGGGAAUCCUCUGCCGAAUGACAUUCUCUUAUAUGCUGUGCCUGUUUGUGGCCCUUACAGUGCAGUGCAGUCUUACAAAUACCGUGUGAAGAUAAUUCCUGGCACUGCAAAGAAAGGGAAAGCUGCAAAGACUGCCAUGAAUUUGUUCACCCACAUGCUGGAAGCGACACAAAGAGAGAAGGAAUUAAUGAAAGCAUGUACAGAUCCUGAGUUGGUUGCUGCAAUUAUUGGAAAUGUGAAGGUCACUGCUGCAGGCCUUACUCAAUUGAAGCAAAAGCAGAAAAAGGGCAAGAAGAACAACAGCAAAGAGAAAACUCAGAAAAGUUAACAAGCUUAAUCUGAAAAAGCGACCUCUGUGACGACAAUUAAUUUUUCAGAAAUUU